Molecule: messenger RNA, 1632 nt
Organism: Durotheca rogersii
Lineage: Eukaryota; Fungi; Ascomycota; Sordariomycetes; Xylariales; Xylariaceae
Product: DEAD-domain-containing protein
Exons: 1
Coding region: 1-1632 (543 amino acids)
Cellular component (GO): mitochondrion
Molecular function (GO): ATP binding; nucleic acid binding
Source: RefSeq, a predicted model, not a curated record
AUGAAUCCCCCCCCGCCGUCGUCCAAAGCGACAUCCAAGUCCCGCAGGUUUAACACCUUGGCCGGAGGCAGGCAAGCAUACUCGCAGCCGUCAAGCGAUAGUAUUCCCGAACCCAUCUAUCCCCCGGCCCAUGAUAUAAAAUUUGCCGACCUGGCCUCGGAAGGGAUCAUCGACUCUACCCUGCUAUACACAAUUACCAACGACCUGCAAUUCGAAACCAUGACAUCGGUGCAAGCAGCCACCGUGUUCCCGCUCCUGAGCGACCACGCCGACGUGCUGGCGCAAGCCAAGACCGGGACGGGAAAGACGAUCGCCUUCUUGCUGCCGGCUAUCCAAAAUUUGCUCAACCGGGGGCCGACCAAGCCCGGCAGCAUGGUCUCUGCCCUCAUCGUCUCGCCCACUAGAGAGCUGGCCAUGCAAAUCGGCGAGGAGGCUAAAUCAUUGCUCCGGAAUCUGCCCGAGUACACUGUCCGCACCGUCCUAGGCGGCGCGAACAAGGCCGCCGAGGAGAAGCGUCUGGAACGACGGUGCGACAUCCUUGUCGGCACCCCAGGGCGGCUGUUCGAUCAUCUGGAAGCCGAGAGCGGCAUUCUCCAUCAGAGGGUACAACAGCUCGAUACGCUAGUCCUCGACGAAGCCGACAGGCUGCUAGAUAUGGGAUUUCUCUCCUCUCUGAAGAAAAUCAUCGCCCAUCUCCCUAACAAGACCGACCACAAAAGGCAAAGCAUGCUUUUUUCGGCAACGGUGCCCAAGCAUGUCCAGCCAGUCGCCAGACUGGUGCUAUCGCCGGAGUAUAAGUACAUCUCCGCCAUCCCCAAAGGCGAAGUCAAUAUACACCAGCGCGUCUCCCAGAACCUCGUCGUUGUCCCCAACUUCGCCGACCUUGCGGCUGGGGUAAUCGGUGCGAUACGCCAAGAGCACGAGAGCGGCCGCAAAGAGGCUUUCAAGGCCAUAGUAUUCGUUCCCACUGCGCGGCUGGUGGACUUCUAUGCGGCCAUCCUUAAAAGUACGCCCGGUCUGCCGCAAGUCAGCGCGAUUCACUCCCGCCUGACGCAGCCUAGACGGACGCGAGUCACUGACGAGUUUCGCCAAGCCCGGACUGGCAUCCUCGUCGCGACCGAUGUGAUUGCUCGAGGCAUGGACUUCCCCUGGGUGACGAACGUCUUCCAGAUCGGCAUCGCCGCGGACAAGGAAAGCUACGUUCACCGGCUAGGGCGCACCGCCCGUGCGGGUGCUAUGGGCCGGGGUACCUUGGUCCUCACUACGCACGAGUCCUUCUUCCAUCAAAGAGAUCUGGCUGAGAUCGAGUUUGAGAAAGUGCCCGCGGAUCUAAGCGCCCAUCCGGAGAUUCUAAACAUCGCGAAGGAACUCGAUGCUAAAGCGCAUGGGCAGGCAUACGUAGGGUGGCUCGGCUUCUAUAAGCAGUACCUCAAACCCAUGGGCUGGGCCCCCGAGCGGCUAGUCGAAGAGGCAAAUCAUUUCGCGAUCCAGGGGCUGGGAGCAUCCGAGAUCCCAUCGAUACGCAAAAGCAUCAUUUCGAAAAUGGGGCUGAAGGGUGUCCCCGGCCUCGUUUCCCGCCCCGAGCCCGUACAGACUUCUUCAUACGGGGCCAGGGCGAGGCAGGACGACUAG